UGUAAUAUGGAUCUAUCUACACUUUAAACAUGGAUUCCAAAUUGUUUUCAGGAUUCUUCCUUGCUUUUAUAUGUACGAAUAAAGGGUUUUUUGUUCGAGAUGGAAUACAAAAGGUUACAACUGCUAAGUUUGGAGACAUCAUCGGAUUUACUGAAAGAGUAAAAUUUGGAAACCAGACUCUUCAAGUGAGAAAAUUUCUUGGAAUACCUUAUGCCGAACCACCGACAGGAAAUCUGCGUUUUGAAAAGCCAGUUAUGAAAACACGACUUCACACACCUUUCAAAGCUCUAAAUUACUCAUCAAAAUGCCCUCAACCUCAGCUUGAAUAUGGCACGAUGUCAGAAGAUUGUCUUUAUUUGAACAUAUUUACACCAUCAGACUCAUCCAGCACAAAUGUAGCACCAAAGCCGGUAAUGAUUUGGAUUCAUGGCGGCGCUUUCAUUGAAGGAUACAGCGACAUUUAUGCAGGUGACAUCAUCAGUAGCCUCGCUGACGUCAUUGUUGUAACACUAAAUUACAGACUUGGUGUUCUAGGAUUUUUCAGUACUCAUGACCCUACUGCAAAAGGUAACUGCGGUUUAUGGGACCAACAGUUAGCUAUUCGCUGGGUGAACGAAAACAUUGCGGAUUUUGGGGGAGAUACCACAAAUAUAACCAUAUUUGGAGAAUCAGCGGGUUCAAGUAGUGUUAUAUACCAGAUGCUCUAUCCAGGAAAUAAAGGAUUAUUUAAACGAGCAACAGCAGAAAGUGUUUCUGUUCAUUCUUGCAAACUGUUGCGAUUAGGGCUGGAAUAUGUUUGA
Molecule: messenger RNA, 800 nt
Organism: Mercenaria mercenaria
Lineage: Eukaryota; Metazoa; Mollusca; Bivalvia; Venerida; Veneridae
Product: para-nitrobenzyl esterase-like
Exons: 1
Coding region: 30-800 (256 amino acids)
Source: RefSeq, a predicted model, not a curated record